Molecule: messenger RNA, 3564 nt
Organism: Stegastes partitus (bicolor damselfish)
Lineage: Eukaryota; Metazoa; Chordata; Actinopteri; Pomacentridae
Gene: slc16a5a
Product: solute carrier family 16 member 5a
Exons: 4
Coding region: 1-1599 (532 amino acids)
Biological process (GO): transmembrane transport; monocarboxylic acid transport
Cellular component (GO): basolateral plasma membrane
Molecular function (GO): monocarboxylic acid transmembrane transporter activity
Source: RefSeq, a predicted model, not a curated record
AUGACUCAGCGAAAUGGAAUCAGGGGAACGAGCGAUUGCUGCCUGCACAUGGAGGCCUCCACGGUUCUCCAGCAGGCCAACAGUAUGGAGGAAAUGCAGGAAGCCAACGGCCACGAACACGAGGAGAGGGGGCAGGGAGGCGAAGGCAGACACUCGGGGCCAGUAGCAGUGGUGGUCACGGCUCCAGAUGGAGGCUGGGGCUGGGUGGUGGUGGUAGCCACCAUGGUGGAUUUGGCGUUGACCUUGGGGUUUCCCUCCUGUGUGGGAAUCUUCUACACCGACUUGCAGAAUGAGUUCAACGCCUCCAACAGUGAAACCUCCUGGGUGCCUUCCAUCAUGACGUCAGUGCUUCAUGCAGGAGGUCCCUUAUGUAGCGUGUUGCAGGAAAAAAUUGGCUGCCGAAAAACGGUCAUGUUGGGCGGAGUCCUGAGCGGCCUGGGGAUGGCGACGAGCUCAUUUUCCCGGUCCAUCGUCGAGCUUUACAUCACCGCUGGAGUCGUCACAGGACUGGGUUUCUGCUUCUGCUUCCAGCCGGCUAUGGCAAUCAUGGGACACUACUUUGUGCGCCGUCGUGUAUUCGUGAACGCACUGUCCUCCACCGGCACAGCUGUGGGACUGUGCGUUCUGCCUUUCCUGGGAAACUACCUCCACACUGAGUUCGGCUGGAGGGGCAGCUUUCUUAUCCUGGGGGCUGUCCUGCUCAACUGCUGCGUGUGCGGUGCUGUGAUGAGGCCUCUGCAGCCCAACAGGCCUCGAGGGCAGCCGCUGAUGAACCACGGACCUCCUCCUCCGGACGAGGACAAUGACGGGAAAGAAAAGGGCAGGGUGAGGACGAUAGUGAGCCGCAUUGCGGCCGCCGUGAUCAAACACAUGGCCUUCGAUCAGCUCCGCAACAACCGGCGCUACCGCGUGUACUCCAUCGGCAUCACGUGGAUGAUGCUGGGGUUUGUGGUGCCGCUGGUGUACCUGGUUCCUUACGCCACAGCCAAUGGCAUGGAGCCGAGCCAGGCGGCCUUCCUGCUCUCCAUCCUGGGGAUCGUCAACAUCGUGAUACGGCCUCCUUUUGGCGCCAUCCUCGGCUUCAGCUGGUUCAAAGGGCGACACAUUUACGCAUUCGCCUUUGCGCUGCUGAUCAACGGACUCAGUAACAGUAUUUGCACCAUCGGGGCCAGCUUCCCCGUGCUGCUGGUCUACGUGGUGAUCUACGGGCUGUCCAUGAGCGUGGUGGGCUCCCUCAUGUUUACUGUCCUCAUGGAUACCGUGGAGAUGAGCCGCUUCCCUUCCGCCCUGGGCCUCCUCUCUGUCAUGGAGGCCUUCACGCUGGUCGCAGGACCGCCACUGGCAGGAGCUCUGGUGGACAGUACAGGCCAUUACUACCACGUCUUUCUUGCCUGCAGUGCCGUUGUUUCCUCGGCCGCCGUGUUCCUCAUGGUGUCCUUCUACUUGCUGGAUAAAAAGGAGAGGAGGCAGGGUAAGCCCUCCACGCCGCCCGACCCCCCCAUCGAGUCGGCUCCCGGCUGCCAGUACCGCAGCGUGCCCACAGAGGGCGACAGAGACAAGGCCUCGGCCAACGGGGCAGAAUUCACCACCAGCACCUGAACCUGCUCACACUGUGCGUCACCUUUAACACGCAGACGGUCCGGCAAGUAAUUCCUAAUGUUUGCGGCAGCUCGCCAGGUGUUUACUUUAGCAUGGUCAGAUGAUCACACCUGCUGUCCACCUGCAGCGCCAUUAAACACACGCUAUGGAUGGUCUGCACUGUUACAUACCAAAAUGAACAGAUGUGCACUUAGAACUACAAUGUGAUUGUACCGUUUCUCGUAAAAUGCUGCUGAUCUUGUAACACAAUCUUUCACACAUGAGGUAUCUCACUUCAUCAAGCCAAGAUACAUACAUGACCCUUUUGUUUAAAUCAAAAUCAUAAAUGGUUGAUUGCUGGAACAGGGUUUUAAAGGCGUGUUAGUGUCUUACGGGUUUACAGACGUAAGGGGAAGGUGAGCUCUUGCUGAUGAUGAUACAGCAAGUGAUGGUGGUUUUGGAUUCCCACUUUAUACCUUCAUGUAAAAUAGUGCAUCCCUCAGUAAAUAAUAACAAUGAGAGCAGCUGUGAUUGGACACCAGACCAGUGCUGGGAAACUGCUUCAGUAAUUUGAUUUCAAACACAUUUAUGUAGGAGUCAGUGAACUGACAUGAUAAACGUCUUCAUAUUUCUCAACGUAGUGCCUCAAGAUAAAGUCAUAAUCACCUCCGUAAAGAGCUCACGGUUUCUGUGGAUGUUGGGUGCGAUCCAAACCAGCACAUGCUGCUCGUACUCACCUGAGGGCCGCGCUACAAAGCAAGAUUAGUAGUUUAGAAACAGACGCGAGUUAAGACUUUUGAAUCUGAGUUUUCGAUCGCACUAAUCCCACUAAGCAGUCGGCUAACUGUGCGCACCGUGCUGCCACCGGAACCUGCAUGCGUUCCGUUUCAGAAAAUGCCUAAAUAUGUUUUAAUGUUUGGUCCUGAAUUGCUGCCAAGUUCGUUUUACUGCAACUGAUACGACACAGAUUAGACAAAGGUAGAACAUCAUUAAGUUUGCUUUGAUUUGGCCAAAGUGAUUUCCAUGUAUCCUUCAUCAAGGGACAGUGUUGGACUUAAAUGCACUUGAGUAAGUUAAAGAGAUUAAAAUGUGCAGCUGUCCUUUUAGGUACAUUAGCUUUCACUAUUGGCAGUUUUCUACCAGCGAUCGUGUCUUGUGUGUGUUGCAGGAACUGCGGUUUUUAUGAUUAAUUUUUACCUCCUUCAUAUCAAUAAAAUCAUUGUUGAUUUUAGUCUUUUUAAAUGGGAUUUGUUCACUGUAAGAGUCACAUAAACCUGCACCAGCCUUAUCCUGUAAACGCUAACUGCUAAAAUGUUAUUAUAAUAAGCCUUUAAUCGGUCUGAACAAGGUUUAGAAAAUGACAGUCUGCUUGUUUUUUGUGUUUUUUUUUUCAUUUUUUUUUUUACAUGUUUUGUGUUUCAAGCAGGAACGUGUAUCCAUGUGACUGAAUAUAUGAGCAGAUAAGAAGAAGGUCAAAUCAUGUUUUUUUUCCUCCGCAUGCUUCUCAUUCCUUAAUGCAACAGUGCCUUUCCACAUAGGUGGCGUAUUCUUAACGAUUACUCACAAGCACAGGAGAGUUUCACACCUUUUCAGGAACGCGGAUGAUUUUCAAAUUGCAUGUCGCGGUUCUUCAGAGGUAAGACACAUUUCACGAGAGGAAUAAUUGGGACACUGAGCACCUCACAGUGAUCAAAGCUUUACGACACUGAAGACGAGUUCAGUUCUAAUCAGAGGCUCGUCUUGAUAAAUGAUCACAAUCGCGCCACCGGUGUAGUUUUGAACAAAGCUGUUUCAAGGGACUGAAAACCGAAUACACUUUUCAGGUAUAAGCUGCGUUGCAGUAAACAAACCUCUUUCCCACCUGGAGGAUUUUUAGUAAUGUUUAGAGGCUUGUCUUGCUGUGGGCCAAAUUCUAUCUUUUAUUAUGUAUAAAUUCUUUAUUUCUAUGCUGUGAUCAGGGGAUAAAUAAAUGUUUGAAUAUCAAUA